AUGAAUGGUGAGAAGUUUGAUGUAGAGUUGGCUGAAGAUGUGGUGUCAACGGUUUGCAGCGAAGACACGGGCGCACUGAAGGUUCGAGUGGCUAGGCUUGCUCCGUUUUGCACGAACAACAUUGGAGCUCGACUGUUGAAGAUAAAGAAACCAUGGCUACACGAUCAAGAAGAUCGCAACAAGAGAACCAUAACGGACUUAUACAAAGCCAUAACCUCAGAGGACACCAACACAAUGCACCGUCUUCUAGCCCCAGACUUGGAGUGGUGGUUCCACGGCCCACCCUCCCACCGCCACCACCUCAUUCCUCAUCUCACCGCCACCACCACCUCCUCUUCCUCCUCCAAGCCUGUGCUGGUUCCUGACCUCAUCGUUGGCUUCGGAUCAGUGACCAUCGCUGAAGGGUUCGACGAGACCAACUUGGUGUGGUGGGUGCACGCGUGGACCACCACCGCUGACGGCGUCAUCACAGAGAUUAGGGAGUACGUGAACACCUCCGUCACCGUCACCAGGCUCGGCUUCCAUGGCUCCGACGAUGUUGUUGCUUCUGCCAUGUGUACAAGCGUUUGGCAGAGCAAGCUUUGCGACGAGUCUGUUCCAGGACUCAUUCUCGCCAUCUAGUGAAGUGAAGUUCUAAAAGGGUUGGUUGGUUGUUUCUGAAAUUCCCUAUAUAUCUGUAGUGUAGUGU
Messenger RNA from Vigna radiata var. radiata (mung bean), 688 nucleotides. RefSeq lists its product as uncharacterized. The transcript is spliced from 3 exons. Lineage: Eukaryota; Viridiplantae; Streptophyta; Magnoliopsida; Fabales; Fabaceae. Bases 1 to 621 code for a protein of 206 amino acids. The record is from RefSeq and is a predicted model, not a curated record.